Molecule: messenger RNA, 2133 nt
Organism: Gadus morhua (Atlantic cod)
Lineage: Eukaryota; Metazoa; Chordata; Actinopteri; Gadiformes; Gadidae
Gene: rars1
Product: arginyl-tRNA synthetase 1
Exons: 14
Coding region: 114-2096 (660 amino acids)
Biological process (GO): arginyl-tRNA aminoacylation
Cellular component (GO): cytoplasm
Molecular function (GO): ATP binding; arginine-tRNA ligase activity
Source: RefSeq, a predicted model, not a curated record
UCCGGGACGCUCUUCUUUCUGCUCUCCUCGUCCGCCGGUGUCAGAGUCGGCAGCUCAUACCGAAACUAAGCGUUGAACUUUUUCUCAGAUUUUUGUACUUUUUCCAACCUAAGAUGGGAGACCCGUUGGCUGACUGCUCCGCCCGCCUACAGGAGCAGGAGAGACAGAUCAGAACUCUGUCGGCGGAGAUCGAGAGUUUGAAGAACCCACGGGCACUCGAACCAUCGCCACAGCUCGCCAGCCUGAAGGAGGAGAACGCCAAACUCAAGUACCGCCUGAACACCCUCAAGAGGAGCCUCCAGGCGGACCCCGCUCCGGGCUCCAGGGCCAUGCUGAACAUCAACCAGCGGCUGCAGCAGGUGUUCGAGGACGCCAUCCGGGCGGCCUGCCCCCAGGUGGCGGACCCCCCGCUGGCCGUCACCCCCGGCCGAGACCCCAAGUUCGGAGACUACCAGUGCAACAGCGCCAUGGCACUGGGCCAGAUGCUGAAGGCCAGAGGGGAGAAGGUCACCCCUCGGGAGAUCGCCCAGAAGAUCCUGGAGAACCUUCCAGAGAACGAGCUUAUAGAGAAGACGGAGAUCGCGGGACCAGGCUUCAUCAACAUCCACAUCAGGAAGCCGUUUGUCUCCAAGCUGCUCACCAACCUGCUGCUCAACGGAGUGCAGCCACCACCGCUGCCCGUCAGGAAGAAGGUGAUCGUGGACUUCUCGUCGCCGAACAUCGCCAAGGAGAUGCACGUGGGCCACCUGCGCUCCACCAUCAUCGGGGACAGCAUGUGCCGGCUGUUCGAGUUCCUGGGCUACGAGGUGGUGCGGCUCAACCACGUGGGCGACUGGGGCACCCAGUUCGGCAUGCUCAUCGCCCACCUGCAGGACAAGUUCCCCGACUACGUCACCUCCUCCCCACCCAUAGGAGACCUGCAGGCCUUCUACAAGGAGUCUAAGAAGCGUUUUGACGAGGAGGAGGACUUCAAGAAGAGAGCGUACCGCUGUGUGGUCCGACUGCAGAGCAAAGAGCCCGAGAUCAUCAAGGCCUGGACCCUCAUCUGUGACGUCUCCAGGGCCGAGUUCCAGAGGGUGUAUGACUGUCUGCAGGUGAAGCUGAUCGAGAGAGGCGAGUCCUUCUACCAGGAGAUGAUGAAGGCUGUAGUGGAGGAGCUCAAGCAGAAAGGUGUGCUGGAGCUGGACGAGGGGCGUCACAUCGUGUUCGUCCCGGGUCAGUCCAUCCCGCUGACGGUGGUGAAGUCUGACGGAGGCUUCACCUACGACACGUCCGACCUCGCCGCCAUCCACCAGCGGAUCUUCCAGGAGCGCGCUGACAUCAUCAUCUACGUCACCGACAGCGGACAGAGUACUCACUUCCAGCUGGUGUUUGCUGCGGCCCGUAUGCUUGGCUGGUACGACCCCCUGACGACCCGCGUGGAGCACGCCGGCUUUGGGGUCGUACUCGGAGAGGACAAGAAGAAGUUUAAGACCCGGUCUGGAGACACUGUGCGCCUCAUGGAUCUACUGGACGAGGGGCUCAAGCGCUCGAUGGACAAGCUGAAGGACAAGGAGAGAGACAAGGUGCUGACCCCGGAGGAGCUGACCCAGGCCCAGCGGUCGGUGGCGUACGGCUGCAUUAAGUACGCCGACCUCUCCCACAACCGCAUCAACGACUACGUGUUCUCCUUCGACAAGAUGCUGGACGACCGCGGGAACACCGCCGCCUACCUGCUCUACGCACUCACACGCAUCAGGUCCAUCUCGCGGCUGGCCAGCCUCGACGGGGGGGCUCUGGCGGCGGCGGCGGCCUCCACCCCGAUCCUCCUCGACCACGACAAGGAGUGGAAGCUGGGCAAGUGCAUCCUGCGCUUCCCCGAGGUGCUGAACAAGAUCCUGGAGGACCUGUUCCUGCACGGCCUGUGCGACUACCUGUACGAGCUGGCCACCACCUUCACCGAGUUCUACGACAGCUGCUACUGCGUGGAGAAGGACCGCCAGACCGGUGAGGUGGUGAAGGUAAACAUGUGGAGGAUGUUGCUGUGUGAGGCCACGGCGACCGUCAUGGCCAAGGGCUUCGACAUCUUGGGCAUCACGCCCGUCAGCAGGAUGUGAUGUCGCCGCUCGCAACUCAAUAAAUACUGAAACCCGC